This is a messenger RNA of Seriola dumerili (greater amberjack), 2037 nucleotides long. It is a transcript of the gene oxnad1, whose product is annotated as oxidoreductase NAD binding domain containing 1. Lineage: Eukaryota; Metazoa; Chordata; Actinopteri; Carangiformes; Carangidae. The transcript is spliced from 8 exons. Gene Ontology annotation, molecular function: oxidoreductase activity. The record is from RefSeq and is a predicted model, not a curated record. Gene Ontology annotation, cellular component: mitochondrion. The coding region runs from base 116 to 1048 and encodes 310 amino acids.
GAAGAGACGUAACCCGUGUCAUGUAAUUAUAACAUAACCAAGGUUAUCCCGAAGAUACUGGGGGAUAUUAUGAACGUCAUUUGAACAAAACAGAGUGUCUCUUAUCUCGGUCGCAAUGAGCGUCCCAUGUUUCUUGUCCUCCGCUGCCCGAAGCUUCAGUCUGUCCGGCCCCGCCGCCAGUCUCUUCUGCCGCCGGCUCCUGAGCCCCAGCACCGUCACUAGAAGAAACAUGUCCUCCAAAAGACAAAUGGACCAUCUAGAGAGGACAGCGAGCAAUUCCAGACAAAAUGCUCUGUAUCCAGCUGAAGUGUGUGGAAUCAUAAAUGAGUCAGAGACAGUAAAACGUCUGAGGAUAGCCGUCCAUCCAGACUUCAGCUUUAAAGCAGGACAGUGGGUGGAUUUCUUCAUCCCCGGCGUGGAGAAGGUGGGAGGUUUCUCCAUGUGCUCCAGCCCGGGUUUGCUGCAGCGGGAGGGGGUCAUUGAACUGGCCGUAAAAUACACCAAACACCCACCAGCACACUGGGUCCACACUAUGUGUACAGUGGGCUCCCAGGUGGCCAUGCGAGUCGGUGGGGACUUCUUCUUUGAUCCGUCGCCUUCUGACCCGUCUGUGGAUUUGCUGCUUGUAGCCGGCGGUGUAGGGAUCAACCCUCUGUACUCCAUUCUGUUGCAUGCCGUAGAUCUCCUGCAUCUCAACCAGAGCUCGGGCGGUCGGGACUACAACAUAGGCUCCACUCACCUAUGCUACAGUGCCAAGAACAGCCAUGAGCUGCUCUUCAAGAGCUCCAUCAUUGAGGCGUGUCGGGAGUUCCCUGACAAGUUCUCCUGUGACUUUCACGUCACGCAACAGAGCACAGAUGUCGACCCACACCUCGAGCCAUUUAUCAACCGCGGGAGAAUCACCAAGGAGGAGUUGCGAGCUCAUGUGGACCCACAGAGGACUUUGUGUUACCUGUGCGGGCCCCCGCCCAUGCUCGAAGCAAUAUCAAAAACCCUCAUGGACCUCGGGCUCUCGAAAGACAGGAUCCUCUUUGAGAAGUGGUGGUAGAACCUCAGACAGUUCCCAGAAAUCAACGGGGUUUUCCUCCUGAUUCUUGAUUCCUUUUGUAGUCUUCAGGGGGAGGAUGUUUGGGGUGUGGUGAGACUGGAAAGCGACUGAAAUAUUCCAGUGAUGUGGACAUUAAGAGUGCUCAAGCAGCUGAGGAAAUUCAUCCUCUGAUCCCUGCUGCUGAGACCUGUUCCUGAUGUGUGAUAGACCGCUGGGGCCGCCCACUGUUCAGCUUGCAGCUGACUCAUAAAGACAAAAGAGAUGGGUUUUAUUUCUUAUAAUCUUUACAGGAAGACUGAGCAUACUGUAAAAUCAUUGACCACCUCACUUCCUUGCUGAAUAACGCAACAACUGUGUAUGAUGGAUACAUUUUACCUUCAUAUUCAAUCUUAUUUCCAACCUAUACUUGCUUGACUGAGGUUCUGCUUAAACAGAUUAAUAGGUAAUGUUUAGUUUUACCCAGAAUUCUCACCUAAAUGUUUAUGCACCAGUUAACCUAUGUGAGCAUACUGUAUCUUAAAGAAAUAGUUUUUGUGAAAUUCGCUGUCCUGCUAAGAGUUAGAUGAGAAGAUUGAUACCAGUCUUGUCUCAUGUCAGACAGCUAAACAUAAAGCUGCAGCCAGCAGCCUGUUAGCUUAGCAUAAAGACUGUAAACAGGGGGAAAGGUAAGUGCAUACUCACACCUCUAAAGCUCACUCAGUAUCUGUUGGCUGCAUCUUCAUAUUCAUCUUCUCAUCUAACUCUCAGCCAGAAAGCGAAUAAGCAAAGUUCCCAAAAUGUCAAACUAUUGUUUGAAACAUGGAGGAUCAGUGCAAAACAAUACCAACAUGUACUGUGAUUUUACACUGUACACAAGUGUUUGAGUGGCUAAUUUUCUUCUAUAAAAAUACCUCUAAUGCUUACUUGAUAAAGUGUUGUUAGACCAUGGGUGUAUAUAUACUGAAAUAACUCAGAGCUAUUUAUUUGCAGAACUGAAGAUUUUAGAGUUG